This is a messenger RNA of Populus nigra (black poplar), 1080 nucleotides long. Its product is annotated as fasciclin-like arabinogalactan protein 12. Lineage: Eukaryota; Viridiplantae; Streptophyta; Magnoliopsida; Malpighiales; Salicaceae. The record is from RefSeq and is a predicted model, not a curated record. The coding region runs from base 74 to 796 and encodes 240 amino acids. The transcript has a single exon.
GUCCCCUCUCUAUGCAUCAAACACUUGUAGCUAGUAGCAGCAAUAUAGCCCACCUCAUCCAAAAACCACUAAAAUGGUGCCACAAUUUCUGUUCUCAGCUUCUUUUAUUCUAUUCUUCCUUCUUCAUAGCUCUCCAACCCUAGCUCAGUCACCAGCUGCAGCCCCAGCACCACCUGGUCCAACCAAUGUCACCAAAGUCCUAGAAAAAGGUGGUCAGUUUAGCGUUUUUAUCAGGCUUUUGAAAGCCACUCAAGAGGAUGUCACAUUGAAUGGCCAGCUCAACAACACAAACAAUGCUAUAACCAUCUUUGCACCUAGCGAUAACGCAUUUUCAAGUCUCAAAUCAGGCACCCUCAACUCCCUAAGCGAUCAAGAAAAGGCUGAGCUAGUACAGUUUCACAUUAUACCACAAUUUCUAUCAAGUUCCCAGUUCCAGACUGUGAGCAACCCUCUGACCACACAGGCAGGAUCAGGUGGCAGGUUAGAGCUUAAUGUAACCACCACAGGAAACUCUGUGAAUAUAACCACAGGGCUUACAAAUACAAGCGUAUCCGGCACUAUCUACACUGAUAACCAGUUAGCUGUUUAUCAGGUUGACAAGGUGCUUCUUCCUCUUGAUAUUUUUACACCUAAACCUCCUACUCCAGCACCAGCACCUGAAAAGCCAAAGAAGAGAUCUAAAGCUGCAGCGAGUCCAGAAUCUCCUGCGGAUACUUCUGAGGCAGUAAGCUUUACUGUUCUGAACAAUGUUGUGUUCUUUGGAGUUUGCAUGGUUGCAGCAAUAUAUUCUUUGUGACACAGAAGGUUUUGAUGAGGUUAUUGCAUGGAUUGCUCUCGUUUUUUAAGUGGGCUAUGAUUUUGUAGAGUCGGAUCGAAUCCAAUGAUUUGUGUGAAUAAUUGUUGUUAUGGUCUCAUUGUACCAUUCAAGUUUAUGCUUAAGAUUGAAUUUUGAGGGUUUUCUUUUUUUUUUCUUUUUUCUUUUUUUUUUUGGGGGGGGGGCCGGUUUGCAGCUUUCAUGUAUGUUGGAAUUUUGUAACAUUUUUGAAAUUCAAGGUUAUGUAUCAAUUGUACUUUCUCUGA